Leptopilina boulardi is the source of this 382-nucleotide messenger RNA. RefSeq names its product 40S ribosomal protein S29 (gene RpS29). The coding region runs from base 107 to 277 and encodes 56 amino acids. The transcript is spliced from 3 exons. Gene Ontology annotation, molecular function: zinc ion binding; structural constituent of ribosome. The record is from RefSeq and is a predicted model, not a curated record. Lineage: Eukaryota; Metazoa; Arthropoda; Insecta; Hymenoptera; Figitidae. Gene Ontology annotation, cellular component: ribosome; cytosolic small ribosomal subunit. Gene Ontology annotation, biological process: translation.
UGUAAAUUAAUAUUCGCCUGUCACAAAGUUCAUCAUAGUUUCCGGUUCUUUACGUCUGCUGACUUUUUCUUGAUAAGAAAAGCGAAGAUAUAUUUUUGCUUAAAAAAUGGGUUUUCAAAACAUUUGGUAUUCGCAUCCACGAAAAUAUGGUCAAGGAUCACGUUCCUGCCGAGCGUGUGCAAACAGACAUGGUUUAAUUCGUAAAUAUGGAUUAAAUAUUUGCAGACAGUGCUUUAGAGAAUAUGCUGCCGACAUUGGCUUCAAAAAGUUGGACUAAGGGCAGGACAAAAAAAAGCUGAGCUGAUUUUUUAUUAUAUACACAACUACAUUCUUAUUGUUAAAUUUUUUUUUAAUUCUACAUAAUAUAAAUACGGGAAAAUUA